Molecule: messenger RNA, 932 nt
Organism: Microplitis mediator
Lineage: Eukaryota; Metazoa; Arthropoda; Insecta; Hymenoptera; Braconidae
Gene: twr
Product: signal peptidase complex catalytic subunit SEC11A
Exons: 4
Coding region: 249-791 (180 amino acids)
Cellular component (GO): signal peptidase complex; membrane
Molecular function (GO): serine-type endopeptidase activity
Source: RefSeq, a predicted model, not a curated record
AUAGUUCGUGUAAUAAAAAAAAUAAAAAUAAUUACCACGUUUACUUUGGUACAAUAAGAUACAGUUUGUUGAAAAUACACGUAUACAAUGAUUAUUGAACUAAAUUAUCUUCAAGGCAAUUAAUAAAAGCCGGUAUUGACUAUCUAUUUAAUCAUCAAUAUUUUAUUUAUUAUUUAUACCUUCGAUACAAUAAUCGAAUUUUUUUUUUAUAUUAAUAUUCACUGUAAUUCAUAUAUAUAUUAGUCAAAAUGAUUCAGGGACUGUUUGAUGAUAUCAAACGCAUGAACAAGCGUCAGUUUCUUUAUCAAGUACUGAGCUUUGGUAUGAUAGUGUCGUCUGCUUUGAUGAUAUGGAAAGGUCUUAUGGUUGUUACUGGCAGUGAGAGUCCAAUUGUCGUUGUUUUGAGUGGUAGUAUGGAACCAGCAUUUCAUCGCGGAGACUUGUUAUUUUUAACGAAUUAUCAAGAAGAGCCAGUACGUGUUGGUGAAAUCGUUGUGUUCAAAGUUGAAGGACGUGAUAUACCUAUUGUACAUCGUGUCUUAAAAUUACAUGAAAAGAACGACAAAAAUUCAACAGUUAAAUUUUUAACAAAAGGUGACAAUAAUUCUGUCGAUGAUCGAGGAUUGUAUGCACCAGGACAAUUAUGGCUUACGCACAAAGAUGUUGUAGGACGUGCACGUGGAUUUUUACCAUACGUUGGAAUGGUUACUAUUUAUAUGAAUGAAUAUCCUAAAUUAAAAUACGCAGUUUUAUUGGGUCUGGGUCUUUAUGUUUUGGUACAUCGAGAAUAAUUUAUUUUUUAUUUUUUAAGUAGGAUACAAAUUUUUUUUUUCUUCUUAAUUAAUUAAUUAAUUUUUGCAUUAAAAAAAAAGACUUUUUCAUCGAUUGUAAAUCAUUAAAGAAAUUAAAUAAAAAAUUUAUUAUUUUGUUUU